AUGCUGCGAAUAUGCCCGACGGUCCCGGUGAUCUCCCGGGUGGCCUCGGAGGACCUCCGGCUGCCCAGGGGGCGGGUGCUGGUCCCUAAGGGCACCGUCCUGCUGUUGGUGCCCGGCAUCACGCAACGCCUGCCACAGUUUUACCCACACCCUCUGAGGUUCGACCCUUCACGCUUCUUGGACGGCCGCAGAGGGGAGGAGCACGCGUGCAGCUACCUGCCGUUUGGGGUGGGCGCACGCAGUUGCGUGGGCACCCAGUACGCCCGUCUGCAGCUCAAGGUCUUCCUGGCGGAAAUCCUGAGGCACUUCCGCUUCCUGCCGCACAGCCGCUGGGAGGACCUGGAGGACGCCUCAGUGGCGAUGCUCAUAUGGCGUAAGCAGGUGGACACGCCGGAAAGGUUAACAAAUAUUGGAUCUCCAGCACUGGAGGAGCUCGAGAACACCACUGGAAGUGACAAGGCAGGCAACAGUCCACUGCACUACGCAGCAGUGAGGGGCAGCGCCGAGGGUGUGCGGCUACUGUCGACCGCUGGUGCAGACGCGCUUCUCGAGGACUCGCAAUGUGUAACACCACUGGUUUCCACUGUCAUGUUGGGGAAUGCAGAAUGUGUCAGGCUGCUGGCUUGUGCAGUGAGAAACCUGGAGUCCACAGAUCUGCAAGGUUUCACAGCAAUGCACGACGCUGCACUAAAUGGCGACGGUGAAAGCCUGAAGCACCUGUUGCGAGCGGGCGCUCGCAGCAGCCCGGUGACCAGUAGCCUGAACACGCCUCUGCACCAGGCAACAGUCGCAGGUAACGCCGAGUGUGUGAGGGUGCUGCUGCAGGUGGGGGCGAACGUGGCGACGAGGGACGCCGACGGCUUCACCGCGCUGCACUUCGCCGUGCUGGGCGGCAACCCGGACUGCCUGAGGCACCUCCUGGCAGUGGGCGCCGAUGUCCGGGCGCAGGAAGCUUCUGGUUUCACGCCGCUGCACAUUGCGGCGGCGGCGGGCGCACAGGAUGCCGUCAGGAGCUGA
Messenger RNA from Schistocerca cancellata (South American locust), 1017 nucleotides. RefSeq names its product ankyrin repeat and SOCS box protein 13-like. NCBI's taxonomy places the organism in Eukaryota, Metazoa, Arthropoda, Insecta, Orthoptera, Acrididae. Bases 1 to 1017 code for a protein of 338 amino acids. The transcript is spliced from 3 exons. The record is from RefSeq and is a predicted model, not a curated record. Gene Ontology annotation, molecular function: monooxygenase activity; oxidoreductase activity, acting on paired donors, with incorporation or reduction of molecular oxygen; heme binding.